Parnassius apollo (apollo) is the source of this 3259-nucleotide messenger RNA. NCBI's taxonomy places the organism in Eukaryota, Metazoa, Arthropoda, Insecta, Lepidoptera, Papilionidae. The record is from the annotation of a GenBank genome assembly.
AAUGGAUAAAACUUACAUCAAAUCGACUAUAGAGGGUCUGAAAUCUACAGCAUCAAGUCGUAUUCAAGACAGUCUUUUGAAGAUAAAAAAUAAUGUUAUUUCAAACGACAGGGGUUUGAAAUUAUUUAGAGAUUGUGGGGGUUUAGAUAAUUUAAUACCACAUCUCCGUAAACCUAACGAAAGAAUUCUUGAUAUAACAUUAAGCAUACUUGGUAAUUGCUGUUUAGACGAAAAAAGUAGUCUUAUGGUUGGUAAAUUGAAUAGUUUUGGCCCAUUAGUAUCUAUAUUGAAGACGGUAUGUAGGGAUAGUAUCUUAGGAAGGACCUGCAGACUAAUGGGGAAUUUAGCACAGAGGUAUUCUAAUGCUGAAGGCUUACACAACCAUGGUGCUGUUGCUGCACUUGUUGCCUUGAUUGAAAGUAGAGACAAAACCACCUCACAUGCUACUUUGACAAUGGCUGUAAGAGCAAUCAGGCAACUAUGGAUGGUAACAGACAAGAGAGAUGAAAUGCUUAGUUUAAAUGCUGUGAGGUGCAUUGUUAUUCUGUUAAUUAUGCAAUGUGAAUCUGUUGGUAUUAUGAAAUCAUCCAACCCUGAAAAAGAAUUGGAAGAGCUAAAAAGAAGCCAAGAAGAACUUAUUACUGGUAUUUUAAAAUGUUUGGGCUAUUUUACUACAUAUGCAAAUCCACAUUGUGCAGAGCAGAUACAAGGUGAUGGUAGGGGUUACCAGUGUCUAGUAGCUCUAACAAAGAGAUAUGAAUCAGUUUCACUAAAAUGUUUAAUAAAUCUUUGUUAUGUUUCAUCCUGUCGCCCACUUUUGGGUACAGCAGGCCUUGUUGAGUGUUUGGUUGGCAUUUUACAAAAACUUUCAGAUGUGGCGUGGUGGCCUGAGGGAGCGGCAAAAGCUCUUGCUCAAUUAAGUGGUGAAUCUGUUAAUAGAUCUCGAUUACGUCAUUGUGGUGGUUUGGCGUUGUUAGUUGCCGCGGCACGCGUUAAUUCGUAUGCCAUGCACGCAUUAUUACAAUAUGUUUUUGAUGACUCAUCAUUUCAGAUUCUCGUUAACGAGGGUCUUAUUAGUUUGCUCACUGAUAAGUUAACUAAUUACCUGAAAACUAUGGACUUUGAACACAACAAUUUAGAAAAAGUCGACGUAGUGUUUGAAACAACAAAAGUAAUGGAAUUAAGAGAAAAAACUAUAGAUUGUACUAAUUCCUUAAAACAAAAUCCUACUGAACAACCAAAUGAUAGCUGCCAUAUAGAAGGAAAAGGUUUAUUAUUGAGACGCAAAGGUCAGUUAGCGUCUAAAAACGGCGAUGAGCUAAAAGUGGUAAUAGAAAGGGACAAUAUGAUAGUUGGAUUUGUGGAUGCUAUUGAUAGUGAUGCCACAGAUGACAGUCAAAGUGAAGAUGAAAAUCAAACAAGGCGUAAAUGUCUUAAAAGAGCUAGAUCGGGUAGUCCUAAAUUUUUAAAAAACAAGUCGCAACUCAUUAAAAUGGCGAGCAGAGAUUGGUCGGCCGGUGUUUAUUGGGAACCAAAAAGUCCUGAAUGGCCAGUUAACUCACAGUCACAAGUUGCUAUGAGUCCGGAUCGAACUGAUCGAAUUCCCUUAUCUCCAUAUUCGGACGGCAAUCGAUCUGGAUUUAGCCCAGAAUACAGAGGAUACUCUUCAAGCAAAAGGGCGCGAUGGGAUUGGAGUCCUGAGUCGAAUACUAGUGCGGGUGAAGGUAGUUCGGCGUCGCCGUAUUGGACUGAGUAUCAGUGGAGUCCAUCUAGUUCGACAAGUCCUACUUCACCAUUUAGUGUCAAUGAAGAUAGUUCCGAUUCUGAGAUCUCGGGCCGGUACUCGCCGGUAUGCAGCGAAGCGGACGGUGAAACCGAGGAUAGAGCGGUUAAUCUGACAACAAGUGAUAAAGUACUCGAAUUUGACGCCACCCAAGUAGCCCAUGAUUUGGACGAGCUCAUUAUGGAUGAUGAUGAAAGUGUUGAUGGAGAAGGGACGUCAGAAGAGGAUCCUAAUAACAUCGAUGUCAACACAAAAUCGUCGAGUAUAGCCUGUGUCCUGGUUUUGCUAUUCCGUGUAUCUCACGGUGCUUGCACGUACGGCAGUAUCCGUGAAGAAGCAGUUCCGAAUCACACGUUAGAUUUGCUUACUGGUCGAGAAUGUCUCAAUGCUUUAUUGGAUUAUGUUGAAAGAUGUAAGAGACCAUUAGGCAGGGCUGCUCGAAUACUCGCCAGAGUAUUAAGCAAUGCUUUGUGUCUAAUGAGUAUAUUAAAACACAGAUUAGCACUUAGAUUACAUAAUAUGUCUAUCAGCUCCAAACACCCGCCAACUAAAUGUCAGCAAUGUAAACAGAUUAUAAGGUUAAGUGUAAAAUUGCUUGCUCAAUUGACUAUACUAGCAGAAUCCAGCUUUGGAAUCGGAGAGAUAAGCUAUCAACUACUUAAAGGUAGCUCAUCCAUGAAACAAACUCUGUCAUUAACACUGCCUUAUAUAGUGAAAACCGAGAAACCUUUAAAGAAGUACUUUAUAGAUUGCAGUGCAUUAAAUCUUUUAUUUAAUAUAAUUUCUGAAUCCAGAGAAGAUAUGCAAGACUGUGUUACAGCUUUGGUUAAAUUAGCGAAUAAUGUACAUAUUAAAGACCCAAAAAUAUUAGAGAACCGAUUUAAAGAUAAAAUAUUUGUUAGUUAUGAUCCAAUACUAGACAAUUUAGCCGUAGAUGAAAUCGUUACUUUCGAAUUAGAUGACUUGUCAAUGGUGAAAGCUAACAAAGUGUUCCUCUGUCAGAACUCUGAUGUAUUUAGCGCAAUGUUAAUGGGUCGUUUCAAAGAGUCACUUCAGAAAUGUGUACGAUUGAAAAAUGUUUCUAAACCGGCCCUAGAGUACCUAUUUACACUUUUACAAUUUGGUUUAAAUAAUCCUAAAAGUGAUGUAGAAAUCUUUCCUAUGGCCGAAAGCUUGGAGACUAACUUGGAAGUGUUGCUGUUGGCUGAUAGAUUUCUAUUUGAAAAACUUAAAGAAUUAUUGAGUAGUGCUAUCUUACAAUUUCAACUAUCACCAGAAACGGCGGAUAGGAUUUAUAUAUGGUCACUGAGUGAGGGCAUGGGAUUUUUAUGUGUUGAAGCAGUGGCAUAUUUGCUUACAGGGAAAAUGUGUGAAUUGCAGCGCACAGAAUGUUUCAGAAAUAUUCUUAGCUUAAAAUAUAAAGACCAAUGGCUUGACGAUAUAAAAUCGAUGAUUAUGAGGCAACUUGUAAAAUAG